Molecule: messenger RNA, 1050 nt
Organism: Centruroides sculpturatus (bark scorpion)
Lineage: Eukaryota; Metazoa; Arthropoda; Arachnida; Scorpiones; Buthidae
Exons: 7
Coding region: 1-753 (250 amino acids)
Source: RefSeq, a predicted model, not a curated record
AUGAUUCCNGGUACAUUUAUAAUAAUGAAUUUACUCAUAUUUAGUUCUCUGUUUACAAGAAUACUAAAUGAGAAAUGUGAAAACAAUGAAUGGUGCAAAGUUGUUGGUGGAUGGUGUGAUUUAAAAAUAAACAGAUGUGCUUGUAAGGAUGGAUACGUUCCUAUUCAUGUAUUAACAUGUUUUCCAGCUAAGAAGUUGGGUGAGAUUUGUGAGUCAGAUUUUCAAUGUUCCCUUAAAGAUACUGAUAGUCAUUGUGCACUAUCUUAUGAUGAAAUUCACAUUGUCAUUAAAAAAUGCAUAUGCAAGAAAAAUUUUUACAUAGAAAUCAUUAAUGGAACAGAAAAAUGCAUCUCCGCAACUGAUUCCUCUCAAGAUAUCAAAGAAGGUGUUGCUGCUGCGCCAGUUAUAUUAUUUUUCAUGGCAUGUGUCAUAAUUGAAGCACUAUGUUUAUUAGCUUUUCGUUGUUGGAAAAAACACCAUCAAAUUAAUUCCAGAGCUGCUGAGCAACCAUCAUCAUCAUUUGAAAUACAUCAGUUAAACAUUACUACAGUUCCUUCACCAACUUCACCUUUUGGUUCCAUUGUCAUCAGUUUACCAGAUGUGCAAACUUUAGGUAGUGACUCAUGUUCUCCACCACCGUAUAAUUCUACUAUCAAUUUAUCAAAUGUGGAAACUACUGAAAAUGAGGAACCUCCUCCAACAUAUGAAGAAGCAAUCAAAUUUAAAAAUAGGAUAAAAAAAAAUAGUGUUUGACAAUAUUUAUUCAGACAAAUAUCAAUGCUACUAUAAAAUUUUUAUACUAGGAUAUAAUUUUUGAUCUUGAAAUUAUAUAUAAUGACAACAAAUACAGUAUAUAUUCAUCUGAUAAAUUUUUGAAUUAAUACAAUAUCGAGCUUUAAAACAAGACUAUGAAUGAGAUGUUAAUUCAAACUUCAAACAUUUAAAUAUUUUGACUUUCUUUUUUGAUUUAAUCAAUAUGAUAAAUUUGAGAAAUAUCAGGUUGAUAUAAUGCUACACAGUUAAAUACGUACAGAUUAAAAUAUCAGAUUA